Molecule: messenger RNA, 2580 nt
Organism: Acanthopagrus latus (yellowfin seabream)
Lineage: Eukaryota; Metazoa; Chordata; Actinopteri; Spariformes; Sparidae
Gene: vtna
Product: vitronectin a
Exons: 8
Coding region: 112-1797 (561 amino acids)
Biological process (GO): cell adhesion mediated by integrin; immune response; cell-matrix adhesion
Molecular function (GO): scavenger receptor activity; polysaccharide binding; extracellular matrix binding
Source: RefSeq, a predicted model, not a curated record
AAGGUUAAAGCAAACAAGGAAGAGGGGUGACUGACACAUGUUUCCAAUAAUUGGAAGCACACAGUCCAUCAUUGCUUCUCUCAGUCUGUCCUCUCACGCCACAGAGGCAACAUGAGGCUGUGGGCCGUCCUGCCGCUCGCUCUGCUCGCUCAGGCUUUAGCUCAAGACGACUCUUGUAUGGGCCGCUGUGAGAAUGGCUACGACUCUGAGAGGAAGUGCCAGUGUGACUCCAUGUGCAAGUAUUACAAGAGCUGCUGCUCCGACUAUGAGGUCACCUGUGGCAUGACGACUCGUGGAGACACGUACGUGACUGCAGAUGAUGAUGACGAGCUGUUUGAAGGCACCACCCCGUCCCCUUUUACUCCGUCCCCUUCUACUGCCACCAGUCGUCAGCCGAGGACCGGACAGCAAGGCAUCUCAGACUUUGGCCGCCGGGCACAGCAACGUCACGAAACCACACUGGAGAUGACCAGACCUCCUCGAUUGAUGGAUACCAUAUUUCAGAGAAUACCUAUUAUACAGAGGGCAACUAUUUCAGAGGCAGUCACACCUACACAGGAAGUCGCCACCACAACUAAACCCCCUCAGACCACAGUUCCCGGCACAACAGGCACCACUGCAGCCCCCGACCCUGACGCCGUGGUGUGCAGCGGGAGGCCUUUCGACUCCUUCAUGCAGCUAAAGAAUGGCUCCAUCUAUGCCUUCAGAGGGGAUUACUUUUUUGAGCUGGACCAGAAGUCAGUGCUCCCUGGUUAUCCGAAGCUCAUAAAGGAUGUGUGGGGCAUCCGCGGGCCUAUCGACGCUGCCUUCACCCGCGUCAACUGUCAGGGGAAGACUUACAUUUUUAAGGGAAACCAGUACUGGAGGUUUGAUAACGGCGUGCUGGACGAUGACUACCCUCGAGAUAUCAGCGUGGGCUUCGACAAGAUUCCGGAUCAUGUGGACGCGGCGUUUGCUCUGCCCGCUCCCGGUCACAACGGCAGAGAGAAGGUCUAUUUCUUUAAAGGCGAACAGUAUUACACGUACGAGUUUCUGCACCAGCCGUCCCACGAGGAGUGCAUCACCAUGUCUGAGAGUUCUCCGUCCACACUGUUCAGGCGCUACACUGACGUCUACUACAACAACUACGAACGUUUCCUCAGUGAGCUCUUCUCCGACUUGCCCCAGCAUCAUGACAAACACCACUUCAUCGAGAAGGACUGGAAGGGCCUCAAGGCUCCGCUGGACGCUGUCAUGACAGGCAGAAUGUACGUCCCUCCGUUGAGGCCCACACCGCGCCGCAAUGACUACCGGUAUGACCACCAGUAUGGACAGCAGUAUGGACAGCAGUAUGGACAGCAGUAUGGACAGCAGUAUGGACAGCAAUGGGACCAGCAGUGGGGUCGCAGGAGGCAAAGUCGCUCACCAAACUGGGGAUCAAUGGCUGAGCGGGGGAUGAACAUGGGCCAGGGCUUUGCGGAGAGGGGUAUGGAGAUGGGUCUGAGGUUGGCAGAGAAGAGGAUGGAAAUGGAGGAGCGGCUCGGGCGAGACUGGGACAGACGGUGGGACCAAGACUGGGACCAGGACAGACGGAGAGACGGUUACCGCCAGAACAACAGAGGCAACUAUGACUCCAGGUCGUACUUUGAGCCUAUCCGGAGAGAGCAGCCCAUACAGACUGUCUACUUCUUUAAAGGAGAUAAGUACUACAGAGUGGACCUCAGGACCAAGAGAGUCGACCCCGGUUCUCCUCCGUAUCCCAGAUCCAUCGCCAAGUACUGGCUCGGCUGCUCAGACACCGCCGGGGCAGAGAAGUAGUUUCAAAUGUUUUUAAAUAUUUUUGCUGUGAUCAUCUGGAAUACAUUUGUACAUGAUUGAAAAUUCAUUCAAACUGAAACAGGCUGUGUUGGCUGUAAAAAAAAAAAGAAGAAGAAGAAGAAGAAGAAGAAGUGUGUCAAACAUGUUGAGUGUAACACAUAACUAGCUGCUCAUCAACGUCAACAAAUAUUGGAGAUCAAUCAAAGUCCACACACCGCUCGUCACGGCCAAAGUUUAGCUGGUUGAACUCUACUCUCAUCUUCUGUCAACAUCAGUUGACCCGCUUUAUUCAAUACAUCUAUGUUUUUUUAAAUCAUGUAUCCACACUGUUUCAAAAUGUUUAUUUUCAUUAUUAAAGGUCUACAUAUAUACAGAGAAAAUCAAAAUAGGAAGUUGCAUGCACCAAAUCAUGUCGUAUGGUCACACAGAGAAAAAGUCCUAAAAUUGCAAUAAUGUGGAUUUUACCCAACAGCAGCAUGACUGUGUCAACAGAGGUCAGAGGGCAGGAACAGCUUAGUUCAUACUCGAGAGGAAAUUGACUGCCGGUCAUAGAUGUGAAAACAUUCUCAUAUCAUAGUUUUCUGACCUCCGCUGAAUGGUCUGAGAGACCACAAUAAAAUACUACAAUAUAUUUUUGACAGCUGCCUUUGACAGAUGUCUUAAAGGAGUGCUGAUGAAGAGUGAACCACACUUGAUUGUAAAUUCCAACCUUGUUACUGUCUUUUCUUCCUUGUAUUUUCAUUUAAAAGAAAUACAAACAUCAGUCCAGCAGCAGACUCAAAA